AUGUCUCACAGGUGGACUUCUGGAGUGCGCAGAAAGUGGAACUGGCUUGAGGAGACUGAUGGCGCUGGACCUGCUGAGCUCGUAUACUCCCUCGACCCCAGUAGGAUUAGUGCGGGGUCGGUUAGUAACCCUGCUACGGCUGUCACAUGCAUCUGCGCCUACUCUCCAAUAGAGGACAGCGACGAGGAGGAAAAAGACCGGUUCUACGUGUCUCUCCACGAUCUUCUUCUUUAUGACCCACUGAAGGACGCCCUACUGAUCAGAGGCGACUUAAACGCCGAAAUCGGCCAGCCGGCUGAUGGAGAAGGAAAGAUCAUCGGGCGCUUCUCAAUUGGAGAAAGAAGUGCUAACUUCUACCUGCUGAACGACCUCGUAGUCGUCACCAGCACGACGUUCCGCAAAAAGAGACACACGCUCCACACUUGGACUUCAAACGACCACAAAACGAGGAACAAGAUUGAUCACAUUGUCAUCUCAAGACGAUGGCGCUACUCCCUAAAAAACAUCGACAACAUCCCAAAGUUCAAGUCCGACAGCGACCACAGACCAGUAGUCUCCACCAUACAGCUGAAACUGAAGUCCUACACAAACAGCUACGCGUCGUCACGUAUGACCUCGCCAACCUCCGCAAGGACAAAGACUCCACCGCAUACAAAUGAGCUGCUUGACACGGCGGAAACUAAGGAGUACGUGGACGCGAUGUGGAGGCAAAUGAAGGACAUCAUACACUCAGCGGCAGCAAAAACCAUAGUGUCCGCGAAACGCAUAGAAAACCCGUGGAUCAGCCACGAGACCCUCUAA
Symsagittifera roscoffensis is the source of this 801-nucleotide messenger RNA. Its product is annotated as craniofacial development protein 2-like. Gene Ontology annotation, cellular component: nucleus. NCBI's taxonomy places the organism in Eukaryota, Metazoa, Xenacoelomorpha, Acoela, Convolutidae. The transcript is spliced from 2 exons. The record is from RefSeq and is a predicted model, not a curated record. The coding region runs from base 1 to 801 and encodes 266 amino acids. Gene Ontology annotation, biological process: chromatin remodeling.